AUGCUGGACAAACUACCCAACGAGGUCCUUCAUCUGGUCUUCGAGCAUCUUGCAACUUCACCAGAUUUUGUCCAUGAUGACGAUGAGGAGCAAACCAACUACCAUCUCAGCAAUUGGAAAACACUGGUUCAGCUUUGCAAGGUCUCGCGGCAGAUGAGAAGGGUUGCAGAGCCUCUUCUUUAUCGCCAUUAUGCUAAGCCGGACUCCACCCAAGUUCUUCGGGGUCAUCACCUGUUUCGAAGGUUUCUUGAUACUGUGCUUAAUCGGCCGGAGCUUCUGCAGUACAUUCGCUGUUUGUACAUUGGUGCUUGGUCAUAUAAGCCUGGAGAAUAUGACCAAUAUGAGGCCUCUAACGAGCCAAACCGCUAUCUGACAUUUCCUGAUGAGUUAUGCGCUACAUACAACGAUUAUGCAGGAAAAUCAGCACUUGGCGACGUCUGGAAGGAGGCACUUCUUGCUGGCGAGGAAGCCGCAGAGAUUGCUUUGCUGAUGAGUCUCACACCGAAUUUGGAGCACAUCGAAUUCUGCAUGCCAGAUCUAAGUCUGCUCGAGAAUAUUGCUCCUCAAUACUUCUGGCCCAGCUUGCUUAUUCCUUCAGCCAAAUGGGAUCCAGCUCAUCAUUUCCACCGGCUAGACUCUGUGAUGAUACACAAAAGACACCUGGAAACUGGUAUGCCAGCAUCCGAUGAGUAUGGAUUUGAGGUUGAUCCGUUGCUGCUUUUCAUCGGACUGCCAAAGCUAAAAGUGUUCUGGGUAGAGGAUGACAACGUUGGCGCAUAUCAAGUGCUCCCGGAAGAUUAUCCUCUCAGUGACAAAGUUUCACACUUGACUGACCUGACGCUCGGACUUUCAUGUAUUCACCCGAUGAAGCUAAUACAGAUCCUCAAGCGCUGUACCAAGCUAGAAGCAUUUGAUUUCGACUUCCAGCCAGAACUGGAGUUCGUUCCAGGUUUCUCAUGGAAUACCAUUGGGGAGGCUUUGAGAAGUAGUUGCGACACUCUCGAGGAGCUCACAUUGAGUGCUGAUAUGAGGUCUCAGCUCGCAACGGAGCAAGAAGAUGGCUCAGAAGGAACUUGUGUAUCAAUCGGAUCUCUUCGAAACUUUACUUCGCUGAGAAAGCUGGAUGUUUUACAGACCACACUUCUAGGAUUUGAGAAUAUGCUUGACGACAUCAAUCUGGUCGUACCUGCACUGCCCUUCGCUGAGAUGUUGCCGAGCAGUCUUGAGAGCCUCACCAUCGAUUUAUGUACUCUUACGAUUGUACCGUACCUAGAAGACAUGUCGACCGUGCUCAAAGAACAAUUUCCAAACCUCAAAGAGAUACGUCUUAGUAACGUUGACCUCAGAGAAUGGGAUCCAAUGGAUGAUCUUUCGGAGGCUGAGCGCGAGGCUGUUAUUGAAAGCCGCAAAGAUCGCGUGAAGCGUCUGAAGGAGGAUUUUGUCAAGGCAGGUGUCCAGUGGCUAUGA
Molecule: messenger RNA, 1467 nt
Organism: Aureobasidium melanogenum CBS 110374
Lineage: Eukaryota; Fungi; Ascomycota; Dothideomycetes; Dothideales; Saccotheciaceae
Exons: 1
Coding region: 1-1467 (488 amino acids)
Source: RefSeq, a predicted model, not a curated record